Triticum turgidum subsp. durum (durum wheat) is the source of this 2181-nucleotide messenger RNA. The record is from the annotation of a GenBank genome assembly. Lineage: Eukaryota; Viridiplantae; Streptophyta; Magnoliopsida; Poales; Poaceae.
AUGCCAGCCGUGGCGAGCUUCAGGGCCCGGGCGUCUGCACCAGCACCCGAGAUGCCGUCCUUCUCCUCCGGUGCUUCUCCGCAGAAGCAGCAGCAUAACGCAAGGAGGAAGCAGCUGAUUCGUCAGCAGAGGAAGUCGCUUCCCAUCACGUCAGUGGAGAAAAGACUUGUCGAUGAGGUGAGGAAGAAUGACACGCUGAUUGUUGUCGGCGAGACCGGUAGUGGCAAAACGACUCAGUUGCCACAGUUUUUGUAUGAUGGUGGGUUUUGUCAGGAUGGAAAAGUGAUUGGCAUCACUCAGCCUCGAAGAGUUGCAGCUGUGACAGUAGCAAAGCGUGUCGCCGAGGAAUGCAAUGAUCAGUUGGGCAGAAAGGUUGGAUACUCUAUAAGAUUUGAUGAUUCCACAUCUAAUGCAACAAGGAUUAAGUACAUGACCGAUGGUUUGCUUCUAAGGGAAGCCCUUUUGGAUCCACUCUUGUCUAAGUAUAGUGUUAUAGUUGUUGACGAGGCCCACGAAAGAACUGUCCAUACUGAUGUAUUGCUGGGUUUGUUGAAAAAAGUGCAGCAUUCCCGAUCUCUUCAUGCGAAUAAAAAUGGAAAGAUUUCUGACAGACCAGAUCACUCUCAAUCUUCUACCCUGAAGGCAUGCCAGGGAAUAAAGAUUGCACCUCUAAAGCUGAUUAUUAUGUCUGCCAGUCUGGAUGCGAAGUGUUUUUCUGAUUAUUUUGGUGGCGCUAAAGCUGUACAUAUUCAAGGACGGCAAUACCCCGUCGACACACUGUAUACUUAUCAGCCUGAGUCGGAUUAUCUAGAUGCUACACUAGUUACGAUCUUUCAGAUCCAUUUGGAGGAAGGACCUGGAGACAUUCUUGCAUUUUUAACUGGUCAAGAGGAGAUUGAAUCCCUAGAGAGGCUUAUUCAAGAGCGUGCUCGUCAACUUCCAGCAGAUAGUAGCAAGAUAUGGAUUACACCUAUCUACUCGUCUCUUCCAUCAGAACAGCAAAUGAAUGCAUUUAAGCCAGCACCUUCUGGAGCCCGGAAGGUAGUUCUAGCAACGAAUAUCGCAGAGACUUCUGUAACAAUACCUGGUAUUAAAUAUGUUAUUGAUCCUGGUAUGGUCAAAGCACGCGCCUACAAUCCUGUAACUGGAAUGGAGUCCCUAAUCAUCAUUCCUGUCUCUAAAGCACAGGCUCUUCAAAGGAGUGGCCGUGCUGGACGUGAGGGGCCAGGGAAGUGCUUUCGGUUGUUCCAAGAAUGUGAGUUCGAUAAACUGGCGGAAUCGACUAUUCCUGAGAUUAAACGAUGUAACCUCGCAAAUGUUGUACUACAACUCAAAGCUCUUGGGAUUGAUGACAUCAUAGGUUUCGAUUUUAUGGAGAAACCAUCAAGGACGUCCAUUUUGAAAUCAUUGGAGCAAUUGAUUUUACUAGGAGCUUUGACUGAUGAUUAUAAGCUGUCAGAUCCAGUGGGUAAACAGAUGGCUAGGCUGCCUUUAGAUCCCAUGUACUCCAAGGCAUUGAUUGUGUCGAGUGAAUUCAAGUGCUUGGAAGAAAUGUUGAUUGUUGUUUCUAUGCUUUCAGUGGAGUCAAUUUUCUUCACCCCACGUGAGAAGUUGGAAGAGGCAAGAGCUGCUAGGAAGAGUUUUGAAAGCUCUGAAGGAGACCAUAUAACUUUGGUGAAUGUAUAUCGAGCUGCCGCAGAAUGCUUGGAAAAGAGCAAAAACGCAAAUGCUAAAGAAAAGACAAUGGAAAAGGCUUUGAACAGAUGGUGCUUCGAAAACUUCAUCAAUUAUCGAUCUUUAAGACAUGCUCGUGAUGUUCACAGCCAAAUCCAGGGUCAUGUCCAACAAAUGGGGCUUAACCUGUCAUCAUGUGGAGACGACAUGGUCCAGUUCCGGAGGUGCCUCACCGCUGCCUUCUUCCUGAACGCAGCAAUGCGACAGCCAGAUGGAUCAUUCAGGCUCUCGCGACGGGGCAGAGCGUGCAGAUGCACCCUUCAUCGGUGCUGUUCCGGACCAAGCCGGACUGCGUCAUCUUCAACGAGCUGGUCCGGACGACGCAGAACUACGUCAAGAACCUCACCCGGAUCGACCCGCUGUGGCUGGCCGAGCUCGCCCCGCAGUACUACGCCACCGAAGACUAGUUUUUCUUCUUUAGCUGUAGUUCCUUGUACUAAGUUGUAA